Messenger RNA from Hippocampus zosterae (dwarf seahorse), 2296 nucleotides. It is a transcript of the gene me1, whose product is annotated as malic enzyme 1, NADP(+)-dependent, cytosolic. Lineage: Eukaryota; Metazoa; Chordata; Actinopteri; Syngnathiformes; Syngnathidae. The coding region runs from base 118 to 1884 and encodes 588 amino acids. Gene Ontology annotation, cellular component: mitochondrion. Gene Ontology annotation, molecular function: malate dehydrogenase (decarboxylating) (NAD+) activity; NAD binding; malate dehydrogenase (decarboxylating) (NADP+) activity. Gene Ontology annotation, biological process: pyruvate metabolic process; malate metabolic process. The transcript is spliced from 14 exons. The record is from RefSeq and is a predicted model, not a curated record.
AGAAGUGCAAUGGUGAACCUGCUGUGGCUGACGUCAGGUCACAUCUCCGCUUGGACCUGCGCGUCGCAUCCACUUGUUGCGAUCACAGCAGCUGUUGCUAUUUAGAGAGACAACAACAUGGCACACGGGCUGGCCAGAAAUGAAUCCGGCGACACGGAGAUGCAUCAGUUAGACAGCAGCAGAAGAAUUUUCGUGUACACAAAGAAGAGGGGCUAUGAGGUUACUCGAAACCCUCACCUCAACAAAGGCAUGGCAUUCUCCCUGGAGGAACGUCUGCAGCUGGGAAUCCACGGCCUUCUCCCUCCUUGCUUCAUUACUCAGGAUGUCCAGCUGCUAAGAGUCCUUAAGAACUAUGAAAUGAAGAAAGAUGACCUGGAUAGAUACGUGUUCUUGAUGGGACUCCAAGACCGCAGCGAGAAGCUCUUCUACCGUGUGAUUUUGUCAGACAUUGAGAGAUUCAUGCCCAUCAUUUACACACCCACCGUUGGCCUCGCUUGCCAGCAAUACGGCCUGAUAUUUAGAAGACCAAGAGGUCUAUUCAUCACUGUCCAUGACCGUGGCCACAUUGCAUCACUACUACGGAACUGGCCGGAGAAAGACAUUCGGGCUGUAUGUGUGACUGACGGUGAGAGGAUCUUGGGCCUGGGAGACCUUGGCUGCAAUGGGAUGGGAAUUCCAGUGGGCAAGCUGGCCCUCUACACAGCCUGUGGGGGCGUUCCCCCAGAGCAGUGCCUGCCCGUCCUGCUUGACGUGGGUACAGACAAUGAGGCACUAUUGCAAGAUCCACUGUACAUUGGGCUCAGGCACAAGAGGGUGCGAGGCCAGGCAUAUGAUGACCUGCUGGAUGAAUUUAUGAAGGCUGUGACAGACAGGUAUGGAAUGGACUGCCUGAUUCAGUUUGAAGAUUUUGCAAACGUUAACGCUUUCCGGUUGCUCAGCAAGUACAGAAACAUGUAUUGCACGUUCAACGAUGACAUCCAAGGUACUGCUGCAGUAGCGGUAGCUGGACUUCUGGCCGCCCUCCGCAUCACCAGGAGCAAAAUGAGUGACCACACUGUUGUGUUCCAAGGUGCAGGGGAGGCAGCGAUGGGGAUUGCUGAGCUGAUAACAAUGGCCAUGGAAAAAGACGGGCUUGCAAAGGAAGACGGUUUGAAGAAGAUCUGGAUGGUUGAUUCCAAGGGCCUCAUUGUCAAGGGCCGAGAUCACCUGACGCAUGAGAAGCAGAGGUUUGCUCACGAGCACCCACAGAUGAGGACCCUGGAGGAUGUGGUUCGGGAACUGAAACCCACUGCCCUCAUUGGUGUGGCAGCUGUGGCUGGCGCUUUCUCCGAGCAGAUUAUCAGGGAUAUGGCGUCUUUCAACAAACACCCCAUCAUCUUUGCUCUCAGCAACCCGACUAGCAAAGCCGAAUGCACUGCGGAGCAAUGUUACGCAUUCACAGAGGGGCGGGGCAUCUUUGCCAGCGGCAGUCCAUUUGACCCUGUCACCUUCGAUGACGGGAGGACAUUGUACCCUGGUCAAGGAAACAACGCGUACAUCUUUCCUGGUGUGGGCCUUGGUGUCACCGCCGGUGCCAUUCGUCACAUCACUGAAGAUGUUUUUCUUACUGCCGCGGAGGCUCUUGCUGACCUCGUGACAGAGAAGGACCUUUUUGAGGGAAGACUGUAUCCACCGCUCAGCUCCAUCAGGGAGGUCUCCCUUGUGCUGGCAGUUAAGAUACUAGAAUAUGCCUACAAGCACAACAUGGCCGCACUUCACCCAGAGCCCACUGACAAGGAAGCAUACAUACGCUCGCUAAUUUUCACCACUGACUAUGAUGAUUUUACUGCGGACUCGUACCGCUGGCCAGAGGACAGCAUGACAGUCCAGUCGUGCAAACUUUGACAAAACAAACUACAGAGGAGUUCAAGUAAUCCACCGUCAUCCAAACAUAAGGACAGAGGACCUGUAUCCAAUUUAUUUUUACUAUACUGUACUAGUGUGAAUCUUAUGGUAACGGCACUGGCAUAAAAACACCGUUGAAAUUUUUGAUGCUGCUGUACGAAGUUUCCACAAUUGUUUGGGCAUUGCCCCCCACUAAGACUCUGGUAAUUUGAGAUUAUUUUAGUUUUUUAAAAAUCUCAUGUAGUAGGACCAGAUUUUGUUUCGUAAGAAUGUCUUAAUUCUGAAUCAUAGACUUGUCACAUUGCAGUGUGCAACCACCACUUUUGUGAAAUUGUACUGUGAUAGUACUGUAUUUGGAUGAUACCAUGUACUGUCGUAUGUGAAAAUGUUUUGAAUAAAAAAUCAAAUUGAA